GAGGAAGUUGUGGCAAGUUCCAUGGCGGUCAAUGGACUCGAGCUCUGAAUCCUUCUAGAUUCUUCUGGAAUGCUCCACACUCGCUGAUCGUAUGCAUUUUCCAAUCCGGCCGGCCACCCUCUAUCGGAGCAUUUCACUCUCGAUCUUCUAUCAGUUUCAUCGAUCGCAAGUUCAUUGUUUCCUUUCUCAACAAUACAUUUUGAGGAUCGAAGAUGUUCGGAGUCGUCUUUCCCAAUCGAAGCUUUCCGAUGGAUAUUUCAGCUUUUUCUCAAAUUGACACUUCCCAUUGGGUUCUUGAUAUGAACACAUUCGUCGGUGAAGCGUACGAUCAGAUUCGUGAAAUGUGCAUUUUCUUAUUGAAUAAUUUCACUCUUCCGCCUGAUAAAGCCCUAGCUGUGUAUAUUCAGUCUCCUGGAUCUCAUUUUCUUUUCUGUGGUGCUGUAACCCUAGCCAGGCCUUCGGCGGUGCUGACACUUCCAUGGCCGGAGCCUAGUGGUCAGAUGCAACUCAUGCCGGCCGAUUCGGCUCCCGUCUCAGCUAAAAUUGGAGUCUCGGUGGAGGAUUUGGCUUCCCUGCAAUCGCUUGAUGUCACGGCGGAAAAGCGAAUUGAGCGUCUAGCCCUAAAAGUUGGUGAGAAUCUCUUCAACUUCAUGCAAUCUUUCUGCGGUGUUGAUGGUUCAAAGUUGGUUGUGCCAAUGGAUAUCUUGGACAGAUGGUUCAAGAAGUUUCAGGAGAAAGCCAAGCGUGAUCCUGAAUACUUGAAAGGCUUCGUUUUGUAAGGCUCCAUUUCAUCCCCCAUCUCUUUUUGUGAGGGGGAAGAGUUUUGAGACGCUGUAUUGUAGUGUAGGUGUGUUAAUGAAAUUAAGUUUGAAUGUUUCUUCACCAUAUUCAUGAAUCUCUGUUCUUCAGAUAGUGUAUCUCAAUUUUAAUUUGAAAGAAAAUGGGCGUCGCCAUUGCUGCAGAAGAUAGCGGCUUGUGGUUUGUUAGUCUCUGAACUUUCCCAUUCUUUCCAAGCUCUCUGGCUGUACUUUCACUAUACAUGCUUUGGUUUCUGUGAUUUUUAACAUUAUUGUAGGUUCGUAGUCGUGGGGAUUUCAGCAAUUGACUCCAUGAUGACUUGGUUGAGCGCUCUCUGUCUCUCUCACCACCAUGGCAAAGGCCCUUUGGGUUGACAAGAGGCUCAGAAGCUUUUCUCCUCAAGCUCUGAAGAAUGGCAGAUCAUAUGCUGGCUGGGAUCACCAGCAAACUGUUCUAAAUGUUCUCUAAAACAGAAUCAUAUCAAAUUCAUUCCAACAAAUCAACAUCAAUUUUCCUGUAAGAUCUCCAUCAAAUCCAACUUUUGUAAACUCCUUCAAUGCCAUUUCUUCUCUGAUUAAUAAUGAUUCACACUUGUUAUA
Messenger RNA from Cucurbita pepo subsp. pepo (vegetable marrow), 1397 nucleotides. RefSeq lists its product as uncharacterized. Gene Ontology annotation, biological process: protein import into nucleus. Gene Ontology annotation, cellular component: cytosol; nucleus. The record is from RefSeq and is a predicted model, not a curated record. NCBI's taxonomy places the organism in Eukaryota, Viridiplantae, Streptophyta, Magnoliopsida, Cucurbitales, Cucurbitaceae. Gene Ontology annotation, molecular function: nuclear import signal receptor activity.